Messenger RNA from Aplosporella prunicola CBS 121167, 588 nucleotides. RefSeq lists its product as uncharacterized. Gene Ontology annotation, molecular function: protein binding. NCBI's taxonomy places the organism in Eukaryota, Fungi, Ascomycota, Dothideomycetes, Botryosphaeriales, Aplosporellaceae. The record is from RefSeq and is a predicted model, not a curated record. The transcript has a single exon. The annotation marks the transcript as partial.
GACCUCGAGAUGGAACUCAAGAAGCCAGGUACCGACAUCAACAUUCAAGACAGUCUAGGGUCUACCGCAAUUGCAUGGGCAGCAUUGACGAACAACAACGAGGCCGUAAAGCUGUUACUGCAAUAUCGCGCGGAUCCAAAUAUCCAAGACUUCAAUGGAGACACACCAAUAAACUGCUCGAUCUUUACCGAGAACCCUUCAACAAUGGGAAUACUCUUGUACAGAAGAGUAGACAUAUCUCCGAACAAGCAAACUGGAUACUCACCUCUCCAUCAUGCAGUCUAUCACCAUAACGACCUUGCUUUUGUUCAACCACUUGUGGAGGCUGGAUGCGACAUCAAUGCUGCAGUAGGAACCGGGAGUGGUCAAACAGCACUGGCAAGAGCUGCUGUCCAGGAUCGAGAUGUUAUCGUUUCUUACUUGGUUUCACAGGGUGCGAAUAUAAAUAGUGUCGACCGUCGAGGCGAUUCUGUGUUCUUAACGGCCGUGCAGGCCAACUCAAAGAAGGUCUUGCGGAUUUUGUUGGCUGCUGGCGCAAACUACCGAUCGAUCAACAGAAGAGGGUAUACCGUUCUCCAUACAGCAGCU